AUGUCAGAUACUUUCGUGGAGACUCUGAAUGAGAUGAUUCAAAUGUUGCUAAACUACAAGCCGGGCAAUCGUACAUUAUCAAAUGUGAUAAAGCUUUGCCAGACGCUAGGGUUAGAGUCGUUUGUAGAUCAAGUUGACACUAACAAAUCCCGGCUUUCGAUAGCGUCCAAUAUUGUUGUCAUAGACAUUGAUUAUGAGAAUGAGAUGGAAACUAUUUUGGACGUGAAACUGGUUUUGGCAUCGAAUUUCGAUAAAUUCAAUUAUUUCAACGAGCAAGGCGAGAAUAUUCUCCUAACCUCGUUGUCGAACGUUCAGGAUUUGAAAGCUUUCCAUCACAACUUGAACUUCCUUGUCUUUUUGGAUUCUUUCUCGAACAUCGACAUCGAAUCAGGUCACACCAGCCUUGACCUUUUCAAAUAUUACAGUGAUUUGCCGAAGAUGUUACAAGACUACUUACAGGACCAACAUCUGCCGUUUCAAGUGAAAGUCAACGAAAACUCUACGUUUGGUAUAGUGAUAUAUGAUGCAAAUGGAGAGAACGCUAUCGGUACAGUAUGUUUGGAACGAGCACCGAACUCCGAUAGUCCAUUUUACGAAUACAUCUACGAUCCAAAAUUGAAGGAAUGGGUCAAUGAAUCCUCUGAUGCUUCAACUCAAGGAAUAAAUCUUGUUUUGAAGUUUGCAGAUGUCAUUGGGUUCCCCGAGACUUGGAUAACUCAAGAACUACGAGUCGACAACAGUACACCGCUGAAAACUUUUGCCAUUCCACAACAACCACAACUAAAGAAUUCAGUGAAGUUGCAAAACGAACUCACCUCAGAGUUGCUACUAAUGGAUACCUUUAGAAUAUCCAAUGAGGAUAUCUCUUUGCUUCCGGAUUUCUUAAAAUGGUACUUAUGGCAUAAGCUUGUAUUGGAAGAGAUGUUGAAAGCCAUAACGCUAGAUCCUUCUUCCAGUGGCAACGCACUGAACGCUGGUAAUUCGGGAACAAUGCAAGCUAAGCCAAGACGAAGAUCAAGUAUCAUGGGCAACAGAAAGCCAAGCAUGUCGGAAUCGAUGAUGUUAAGAGACUCUGGAAUAUCUCAGUUCACUUUGAAAGAGAUUAUGGACCAGCCUGCCGUAUCCGAUACAGAAGGAGACGAUAUGAUGGAUAUAGAUAACGAUGAUAACAACAAACUCGUAUGCAUCACACUUAAUGAGGAAUACAUAUGUGUAGGGAAGACACAAAAAUGCAGUUACCAAGACGAUAGUCAAGAAACAUGGGUAUCAGUGAUAGAGUUUCUAAAAUCGAAACUUCUGUAA
Molecule: messenger RNA, 1302 nt
Organism: Kluyveromyces marxianus DMKU3-1042
Lineage: Eukaryota; Fungi; Ascomycota; Saccharomycetes; Saccharomycetales; Saccharomycetaceae
Gene: MED1
Product: Med1p
Exons: 1
Coding region: 1-1302 (433 amino acids)
Biological process (GO): regulation of transcription by RNA polymerase II
Cellular component (GO): mediator complex
Molecular function (GO): transcription coregulator activity
Source: RefSeq, a predicted model, not a curated record